Neltuma alba is the source of this 1726-nucleotide messenger RNA. Its product is annotated as heat stress transcription factor A-7a-like. Gene Ontology annotation, biological process: regulation of transcription by RNA polymerase II; cellular response to heat. Gene Ontology annotation, molecular function: DNA-binding transcription factor activity; RNA polymerase II cis-regulatory region sequence-specific DNA binding. Lineage: Eukaryota; Viridiplantae; Streptophyta; Magnoliopsida; Fabales; Fabaceae. The coding region runs from base 285 to 1322 and encodes 345 amino acids. Gene Ontology annotation, cellular component: nucleus. The transcript has 4 exons. The record is from RefSeq and is a predicted model, not a curated record.
UUGCGUCUCGUUUGAAUUUUUCUGGAUUAACUAAUACCUCCAUUUUUUUGGUUCCCCUGUCUAUAAAUUUGAGUUUACUGACAAGUCCACGUAAGUCUCUUCAACCCCUUUCAUUCUCUCGCUUCAGUUAUUGAACUAUGUUAACUGCUUUUCUGCGAGCCUUUUAAUAGGGCCAUAUCCAUCUGGAUUAGCAUACUCUGUAUCUGGGUAUAGAACAGAGUCAGCCAAACUCAUCAGAAUCAUAGAACCCAUCAAGUUUUUUGAAGUUACCAAGGAAUUCAGGGAUGGAUUAUCUGUACACAAUAAAAGAGGAGUACUUGGAACCAUCUUCAUCUGAAUUAGGAGAUGAGCUAGCAAUGGUUCUACCUCCACAGCCAAUGCGGGGACUUCAUGAAACAGGACCACCUCCAUUCCUCACCAAGACGUUUGAAAUGGUGGACGACCCUUCAACCGAUCACAUGGUCUCGUGGAGCAGAGGAGGAACAAGUUUUGUUGUUUGGGAUCCAUGCUCUUUCUCUACCAAUCUCCUUCCUAGAUACUUCAAGCACAAUAAUUUCUCAAGCUUUGUCAGGCAAUUGAACACUUACGGUUUUAGAAAAAUUGAUCCAGAAAGAUGGGAGUUUUCAAACGAAGACUUCAUCAGAGGGCACAAGCAUCUACUUAGGAACAUACGAAGAAGGAGAGCACCUUCUCAGGUUACUUCAUCCUCCCAAGAACCAGGUCAUUGCGUUGAAGUUGGUAGGUUUGGAGUAGAUGAAGAAGUUCUGCGUUUAAGGCGUGACAAGCAAGUGUUAAUGAUGGAGCUUGGGAAGCUUAGGCGGCAGCAGCAGAAAACCGGAGCCUACCUUCAGGCAAUGGAGCAGAGGUUACGAGGCAUAGAAAUGAAGCAGCAACAAAUGAUGGUCUUCUUAGCUAGAGCAUUGAAAAAUCCAACUUUUCUCCACCAACUACUUCAGCAGAGUAAUAGAAAGGAGCUGGAAGAAGCCAUGACUAAGAAAAGAAGAUCAGUUGAGCAAGCACCAAUUUAUAUUGCUGAAUCAAGCAGUGAAAGUGAGGGAAGGAAACCUGUUAAAGUUGAAGUGUCCGAGCUUGAGGUUCUAGCUAUGGAAAUGCAAGGUCUUGGUAGGGGUAAGAAAGAACCGGAAGCACUUGGAUCGCCAGAGAGGCUGGACAACGAACUUGAUGAAGGAUUCUGGGAAGAGUUUUUCAGUGAAAAUGUUGAGGGUGAACUAUACAUUCCAAGCGAUGAAGGUGAAGAUGAAGAUGUAGAUAUCGACGUCUUGGUCAAGCGCUUAGGCUACAUGGGUUCAGGUCCUAAGUGAACGUCAAGACUUCUGAGACUGAAACUAUGGAGCACUGUGCCUGUGGAAAUCUUUUAGUUUUGGGGUAGCUUGAAGCCGCUGCUUCGACAAAAACCUGCGGUAGCGUUAGCGGUCAUUAUUUGGUCUUAAGAUUAUCAGAAGCCGGGGAACGGACAAGAAAUGGCUGAAGCAACUGCAGGAACCAUAAGUUACUGAGUAUUGCUUUUGAAGCAGAGACUGAAUCGUGGUUUGCUUUUGCUGUUUGAUUCCCCCCCCCCUCCUCCCCUUGCUUUUUAUGUUCGUCUUUGCUGGUAGUCAUUGGUCAGAAAUAAAUGAAUCCCACAGUGGACAAAAUCCUAUGUUACAUCAGUAUCAUGUAGGCAUCUCCAUGUUCUCAUGUCAUGAACUAUUAUUCCAUUCAUUAA